CAGUCUGAGCCUCCUCCCUCAUCUCAACGAGCAACGGCAGCACGAGAACAAUUCGAAUCAGCAAUCAUGCGGUCGCGCGGAGAAUACGCCCAUCCUCGCGCCUCCCUUCCUGAACGAGGUCCUUAAAUGACCCACGGCCACUAAGGAGCUCGCGCUUUCCCUGUCCGGAUCAUGGCAUGCGCCCCAUCCCGGUCUUCCACACGCGCGGCGCCGAGGCUCGAGAGCAGUGAACAUGGGAAUCAGGUCCAGAAAUGCCACUAACGGUGCCGAGGACUCGCGCGAGCGGAAGAGCGCGCUGGCCGCAGACCUGGAGCAGUGCGCGGGGCAGGAACGGGACGGCGCGCUGCUGCUCGUCGGCUCGGGCAGGGAACCGGACUUCAAACGGGGCUCGCAGAACAUCGGUCUGCUCGCUAAGACGCCCCUGGGCUACACACGUCCCGUGAAGAGGAAUAAUAUCAGGAAGCGACGGAUUCAGAACCUCAUCUACGACGCGCUCGAGAGACCACGAGGAUGGGCGCUGCUCUACCACGCGUUUGUGUUUCUGAUUGUUUUGGGAUGCCUGAUUCUGUCAAUUUUAACAACGUUCAAAGAGCAUGAGAAAGAUUCGGCUCACUGGCUGCUGAUUCUGGAGACAUUUACAAUCUUUAUUUUUGGAGGCGAGUUUGCAUUGAGGAUAUGGGCUGCCGGCUGCUGCUGUCGAUAUAAGGGCUGGAGAGGACGGCUCAAAUUCGCCCGCAAACCGCUGUGUGUCCUGGAUAUCUUUGUACUGAUUGCUUCGGUGCCGGUGGUUGCCGUACGAAACCAGGGAAAUGUGUUGGCCACGUCGCUGCGCAGUCUGCGCUUCCUGCAGAUCCUUCGAAUGCUACGAAUGGACCGCCGCGGAGGCACCUGGAAACUGCUAGGAUCUGCAAUAUACACACACAGCAAGGAGCUGAUUACAGCGUGGUACAUCGGCUUCCUGUCAUUGAUCCUGGCUUCUUUCCUGGUGUACCUGGUUGAGAAGGAUGAUGUCACCGUGGAGCCAUCAUACACUGAGGGCCCCUCCCCAACACCAGCCCCACAGGACUUUGACACCUAUGCAGACGCCCUCUGGUGGGGACUGAUCACCUUGACAACCAUCGGUUACGGUGACAAGACCCCAAAGACGUGGGCAGGGCGUCUUCUGGCCGGGACCUUUGCUCUUAUUGGUGUGUCGUUUUUUGCUCUUCCAGCCGGUAUUCUUGGUUCUGGGUUGGCUCUGAAAGUUCAGGAACAGCACAGGCAGAAACACUUUGAGAAACGCAGAAAUCCUGCAGCAUCAUUAAUACAGGCUGCAUGGAGAUACUACUCCACCAACCCCGUCAGAGACGAUCUCAUCGCCACAUGGAGAUUCUAUGAAACUGUGAUCUCUCUGCCAUGCUUCAGGAAGGAGCCUCUUGAGGUUAUGGCUAGUCAGAAGUUGAGUUUGUUGGAACGUGUGCGGCUGUCGACCCCGAGACCGUCGAUGGUAAGGGCCCGUGUGAUGAUGCCUGCUGCCAAUCCUGAAAGUGUGUCAGGGAACUGCGGGCCAGCAGAGGCGGUUGAGGAGAGUCCAUCAAAAGAGGGCAAACCAGCAGGGUUCAGUAACAGAGAGAGAUUCAGAACUGCUUUCAGAAUGAAGGCCUAUGCCCUGAGACAGAGCUCAGAGGAUACAGGAGGUCUGCCUGACCCCACUCCUGAGGAGAAGGGCUUCCCACCAGACAUACUGCUGGAGGAGAUGAUUCCAACUCUCAAAUUAGUCAUAAGAGCGCUGCGGAUCAUAAUAUUCCUUUUGAGUAAGAAGCGUUUUAAGGAGACUCUGAGGCCGUAUGAUGUAAAGGAUGUGAUUGAGCAGUAUUCUGCAGGACACCUGGACAUGCUCACCAGAAUCAAAUAUCUACAGACACGACUAGAUCUGAUACUGACACCAGGACCACCUCUUACUCCAAAACACAAGAAACCCCAGAAAGCACCAUUUCCGUACCCCAUCCAGCAGUCACCUAGCAUAAUCCUAAUAAAACCACAACCAUUUUUAAUAGUGCUGUCAAACGUGGUGGGAACGCCGCUGUCGCUGUUGUCGGUCACUCACGAGGAGCUGGAACGCUCGCCCAGCGGAUUCAGCAUCUCCGCCGAGAAAGAGGAGGUCACGGGCAAGGCCUCAGGGUUAACGGCAGGGUCGAGCUGGGGCCGCGACCGGCGCUAUUUAGCUGAGGGCGAGACGGAUACAGACACUGAUCCCUUUACCCCCAGCGGACCUGUUCCACCCUCGUCCACCGGAGAUGGGUUCCACUCCGAUGGAGCGUGGGGAACACCACCCUAA
This is a messenger RNA of Sinocyclocheilus rhinocerous, 2317 nucleotides long. Its product is annotated as potassium voltage-gated channel subfamily KQT member 3-like. Gene Ontology annotation, cellular component: voltage-gated potassium channel complex; membrane. Gene Ontology annotation, molecular function: voltage-gated potassium channel activity. The transcript is spliced from 15 exons. The coding region runs from base 233 to 2317 and encodes 694 amino acids. NCBI's taxonomy places the organism in Eukaryota, Metazoa, Chordata, Actinopteri, Cypriniformes, Cyprinidae. The record is from RefSeq and is a predicted model, not a curated record. Gene Ontology annotation, biological process: potassium ion transmembrane transport.